AUGACUCUCAAUUUCAGUAAUGCAAAUUUUCAACGUAGAAAAUGUGUGUAUAUUUUUCUUUUCAUAAUUUUAUUCGCAACUUUUUACUUGAUAGGACAUAAACCAUCCUCAAGCUCAAAUAACUUAAUGGUCCACAAAGAAAAAUAUUUAACUUACCUUCCCCACGAUGGUUUCAAUAAUCAAAGAAUUGAUUUAGAAAAUGCAAUAUUUUUAGCAUGGUUCUUAAACAGAACUCUAAUAAUUCCUCCUUUGUUAUUUUUCAAAGGUGUUACACCAAUCAUAUCACAACCAUAUAAUGAACUAUAUAAUAUUUUAAACCGAUUUAUGCAUCCUAAUGAUGAUUUUAAGAAAAACGAAUUUAAAUUCUGUUUUAGUGAAUAUAAAACAGAUUGUAAUUUUGUAUUAUGCCUUCGAGAAGAUCAAAGCAACUGUAGAACAGUGUCAUACACCAUGUACAAUUGGGAAGAGUUGAUGGAUUUUACAUUUUUGAAGCAACAUAUCAAAUAUAUUCACCGUCAAGAUUUUAAUUAUGAACAUUUACUAGAAUUACUUCAAAUUUAUGACGAUAAAGAUGUUUAUAAUGUAACUAAUGAUCAAUCACAAUAUCAACAACGAUAUUAUGAUGACCCUACAUCAACAAAAGCACUCGUGUAUUUUCAUCGAUUAGAAUUGUUCAAGAAUUACCUGAAAGCAAAUAAUUUAAUGAAUGAAUUGGUACCGAACAAUCCAACGAUAAUCAAUAUUGUAAAUAGAAUUAUUGAUAUAAUUGGAGGAACUAAUAAUUUUAUUGGAGUACAUGCAAGAUUAGGAGAUGGUUACUUUGCCAGGAGUCAAAAUAAAACGAUAAAUGGGAUUAUCGAAAAAAUUCAAACAGAUUUUGAACAUAUUGACAUAAAAAAUGAUAGUACUUGUUUACCAACAAUAAUAUUCCUAGCAACAGAUGUAAAACAUAAUCACAAAUCUCUUCAACCAUUCUUUCAAACUUUUCCAUGUGUAUAUAUGUUAGAUGAUUUUAAUGAUUUAUUAGAACCUUUAAAAUUUUUGAAAAAUCCUAAAGAUG
Messenger RNA from Dentiscutata erythropus, 1060 nucleotides. The record is from the annotation of a GenBank genome assembly. NCBI's taxonomy places the organism in Eukaryota, Fungi, Glomeromycota, Glomeromycetes, Diversisporales, Gigasporaceae.